CCUCAAUGCAACCAGCAGCAGCGAGGAGGCCAUGCUGCCAUGAAUCAUGAUCAUGGCGUCAUCACAGGAGUUCGAGGCUAAUGACCCACAGCAGCUGCACGCCAAGCCCAAGAGGCUCUACCAAGUCUGGAAGGGAAACAACAUAUUCUUGUGUGGUGGACGCCUUAUUAUUGGCCCGGAUGCAGCCUCCCUGCUGUUGUCCAUGUUCCUCAUCCUUGGCCCGGCCAUCGUCUUCAGCUACCAGAUGGAGUCCACAAUCCACCGCUCUCAACAACGGAUGCGUCGAGCUGCACAGCUGAUAGUCAUCAUCACAACAGCAGCGGACCUUUUCUUCCUAUUCAUGACAUCAGCCAGGGACCCAGGGAUAGUGCCAAGGAACACAAGAGCACCACCUGAAGCCGAUGAAUUUCUUGGCUCAACCACACCAUCGAUGGAGUGGAGCUCAGGGAGAACUCCACGGAUGAGGUUCCGUAGGGCAAAGGAUGUUACAGUCAAUGGCUUCACGGUGAAGGUGAAGUUUUGCGAGACCUGCCUAAGGUACCGCCCACCGCGAUCCUCACAUUGCUCCAUCUGCAACAACUGCGUUGAAAAGUUUGAUCACCACUGCCCAUGGGUCGGCCAGUGCAUUGGACUUAGGAACUACCGCUACUUCUUUCUGUUUGUAGCGACAUCAACUUUCCUGUGUAUAAUUGUUUUCAUCUUUUCAUGGGUGAAUGUCUACUAUGAAAGGGGAGACGAUGGCGGAUCCAUCUGGAAGGCUUUGCGAAAGGAAACAUACUCAUUUGUGCUAAUCAUAUAUACUUUUAUUGUUGUAUGGUUUGUUGGUGGUCUCACAGUAUUUCAUCUUUAUCUGAUCAGUACUAAUCAGACAACAUAUGAAAACUUCAGAUACCACUACAACAAGAAGGACAACCCCUACCGAAAGAGCGUUGCAGCAAACUUUGUAGAAGUGUUCUUCACCAAGAUCCCUCCACCACAGAACAAUUUCUGUUCAUGGGUAGGUGAGGGCGCACUGGAAGCUGGAUUUUAUACUCCAUAUAUUGCGCUGGAUUUGACUGAUCCAAGGGAAAAGAUUGAUUUAGAGAUGGGAAACAAGGAUAUACUCGUGGGGGGUAUGCAGAUCCCAACAGUGCUUCAGAACAUAGACUAUGGUUCCUUUGAAGAUAAUCCAGAUGACAAGAACAGGAAUGAAGAUGAUAGACUAGUGCCUUUUGCUUCAACUUGGGUACAACAAGCAAAUGAAGGUGCUCGAACAUCUGAAAUAGCUACUGUAGAAUAUAAGGACGAAAUAAGUGAAGAUGGUGGUAAGGAAAUUAUUAGUUCAAACACAAGUUCAGAACAAACAUCAAUAGAAGCUAAUGCAGCAGCAUCUGAGGAUGAAAGCAAUGAGGGCAUUGCUGGAAAAAGUAACAGUUCAGAUAGAAGUUCUACCCAAAAUUUGGGGGAUGUGAACUAAUAGAUCUGUAUUACUCAUCUAAAUUGAUAAUCUGUUCAUAUACAUGGCCAUUAUGAGUUGACAUUAUUCUUAGCAUUACACAUGAUAAAUAAAAACAGAAAGUGAAUGACUGUAUGCCUCAGCCAAACUUUUUAUAAUGUAUUAUUUUACAUCUA
This is a messenger RNA of Oryza sativa Japonica Group (Japanese rice), 1611 nucleotides long. Its product is annotated as probable protein S-acyltransferase 1. Lineage: Eukaryota; Viridiplantae; Streptophyta; Magnoliopsida; Poales; Poaceae. Gene Ontology annotation, molecular function: protein-cysteine S-palmitoyltransferase activity. Gene Ontology annotation, cellular component: endoplasmic reticulum; Golgi apparatus. Gene Ontology annotation, biological process: protein targeting to membrane; peptidyl-L-cysteine S-palmitoylation. The record is from RefSeq and is a predicted model, not a curated record.